GCCGUGUCACUUGUCCAGCCGUUCUAUUGAAGUUAUCGUCCAAGCUCUUCCCCUCCUCCCUUCCCCCAAAUGCAAUUGAACGGGACUUUCGACGUGAAGUUAGGGAAGAGUUUUUUAGACCCAGAUGCUGCCACUUUCAUGACAAUGCGCUGUGACUUCAUGCCCGCUUCAGUCGAUCGGUCACAACCGGGUUCGAUCAGAGUAGAUGAAGGCAAGGAAGUUGUGGUUAACUUGCCUAAUGUGGCAUCCAUUGGUCCCGGAUCGACCUGCUUUCGUGGAAGCGCUAGGCCAGUUCAGAAAGAAUGCAUUUUAAUCUACAACAAACGGACCGGUGAGUUGACUUUGGAGCGAGUUGCCCACGCGGUCCAGUUGAAGAAGACACGUGAAGAACGGAAACCUACACCAUGCUUGGUGAACACUGCUUCGACAUCCAACUCUGAAACCCAGUCGGAUAGCGCUCGUCGACCACUUGUACCCGGGGACAUGGGAGCUGGACGGGACAAGGCGGGCCCCACAACCUCACCACCAAAGCGCAAACUUACAGAAAACACAGCUCCCCCAGUCGUCUCCACCAGCAAACCUGUCGCUAACACUUCGGCUAAAACAAGGACCCUUAGCAGUAGCAGCAGUAGUAGUGGAAGCCUUAGUGCCAGUGAAAGCAGCGACAGCGACACAAGCAACGGAGAGUUGAGUGAUGAUGCAAGCGAUGCAGAAACGCAGUCUCAAUCCAGCAACUUGAGUAGCCUGUCCGAGUCCAACAACACACCGCCUCGAAAACCGGCACAAUCUCAGGCGGGCCAACGCUCUGCCAAACCGUCUGUAGUCACUGGAGCCAAAACGAGCACAAACUCACCAGUAUCAAACUAUCUUCCAGCGCACCGUAAACUUAUCGAACAUGACUUGAAGCUAAGUGAUACCGAUUCGGAAGAUAGUUCUUGAACUGAUCGUUCCGUCCCGGCCUCAAACUGUUUAUUCCUCUUUUGCUUGCUACAUCGCUCCAUACACUCUCUUAUCCUAGCCGGCUGAACGUAUCAUUUCAAGUUCCUGAUUGGCUCGUUUUUUUGUGUGUAUAUAACCUCGCGAAUUUUGCCCCACCUAGCCGCAAAUUCCGAAACUUAUUGCCGGUCAUCCGUCUUUUGUUCACCGUGUGCUUUCAACCUAACCGUGAUUGUUAGAUGUAUUUUUAUUGAAAAUUAUGGAAUUUCACGUUUUCCC
Molecule: messenger RNA, 1215 nt
Organism: Opisthorchis viverrini
Lineage: Eukaryota; Metazoa; Platyhelminthes; Trematoda; Opisthorchiida; Opisthorchiidae
Exons: 2
Coding region: 70-939 (289 amino acids)
Biological process (GO): regulation of transcription elongation by RNA polymerase II; positive regulation of DNA-templated transcription
Cellular component (GO): super elongation complex
Molecular function (GO): transcription elongation factor activity
Source: RefSeq, a predicted model, not a curated record